Xyrichtys novacula (pearly razorfish) is the source of this 9096-nucleotide messenger RNA. The record is from the annotation of a GenBank genome assembly. Lineage: Eukaryota; Metazoa; Chordata; Actinopteri; Labriformes; Labridae.
AGAGCAAGAGAGUAAGGAGCGCGGCUUCGACUCAUCUGUCUUUCCUGUCCAAUGUUCCACCGAGUAGGUUGAGCCACGUGUGUGAACCAGCGAUACCACUUCUCUAAACGUCCAGUUUCUUGUGUUUCACUGAAACACACAACAGCACCAUGGUGAAGUUAGCGAAGGUAAGACCCGAACUACGCCUGUUUUUACCGUUAAAAAGCGCGCGCGUUUGCGAUAGAAAGGUGUGUUUACGCGUGCGGCCUUUACUCAGAAGUUGCUGCGUUUGUGAGAAAAACGGAACAGACGCUGGAUUUCGACUGCGCACAUGUUACAUAGCCGAUGCACGCGAUUUAUUUAUAACACCCCGACGCUUUAAUGUGAAGUUUAUCGAAAGGCAAAAACGAGAGAGUGGAUUUGACUCGGGUUAGCGCUAGCGUGUCUUCUUAAAUGAGAUCGGCCAUGUUUGUAGCGUUGCUGUUUGGUUUCUGGCCUGCUGCUGCUGCUGCUAACGCUCUCCGUCUACUCAAGAUGGCAUUCAAGCGCGUUCUCGACUCUUAGCUCGGAUUUUUAGAGAUUCAGGGCCGAGAUGUGGAUUAACAUGUGACACGAACCGAUUUAUGUUCGCUUUUAAUGCGUAAAUGUCGGAAAGAGCCAUGAUAUGAUCUGUAUGCACACUUAUGCAGUCGAACUGUUAGCAUUAACGCUGGUUUAGAGCAUAUUCACACAGCUCAAAUGCAUGUUUCCUGAGUGUCUUGAACGUGGUGUUACCGGUUUAAACCAAACUCCAUUUUUUCCCUAUCUAGCUCAUUCUUGUUGAGCAGCUAGCAAGCGUCUGCAGACGGUCAAAUUAGCCAACAUGCUAACAGCCCUACCUCCUGAGCUCCACGUGGGUUAUGCGCCUGCUCUGAGUGGCACACGAGGUGGACACGCACAGCCGAGGAAACUCAUUAUCACCCACUUAGACAAUUAUAACAACUCGAGGGUCGUGUGUAACCCACGCAAAUAAUUAGCACAUUGAUAAUAUUACCUUUUUUGGCACUUUUUGAAUCUGGUGUUCGAAGGAGAAUUGACCCACUCAUAAAAAAAAAACUGUCUGGACACGGUGGAAGAUGUAUAUAAAAUGGAGAAACUAACAUGCUCUAUGACUCCAGCAAGAAACAAACACUCAAAAGUGGGAAAAGUGGAACAAAUGUAAAUCAAUUCACACUACUUUAAAAAAAUCGACAACUUUGAUGUAGGGUACAUGGACAAUUGUAUUUUCUUCUCUGUGAAUGACGCCACGUUUUGUGCUCAUUUUUACUAAUAUUUUCAUUAAGUGACCACAUGUCUGGUUUAGCAAAUUAGAAUUAAAUUAAAAAAGGAUCUCGUGUUCGUAACUUUUAAAGGCCCUCGUGUGUUUGACCCCCAUCAGAGCAAACACCUGAAGUAGUGUUGUCGGAGAGUCAACCCCUUUAAUCAGCCUGUGGUUUGUUUAAUGUUGUAUGACGAGUGGAUAUAUUUUCUCAUCUUCAUUUGUCUCUUUUAACAGGCAGCAAAUACGCCAACAACUCAGAAAAAGAAAGCCCCCCCACCCCCUAAAGAAGUGGAGGAGGAAUCCAGCGAAGAAGAGAGCAGCGAUGAGGAAGAGGAGGUAAGAUGUUUAUUUAAAAAAAUGUCCCAGGAUUUAAAUAUUCCUUGAAAUGGCACCUUUUUUUAAUAUUGUGUUUUUCUUCCCCUAGACUCCUCCCCCUAAAGUGAAGAAAGCCACACCAGCCAAAGCGGCCCCAGUCAUCAAGAACGGAGCUGCUGCUAAAAAGGCAGAAAGUGAGGAUGAUGACGAUGAUGAUUCCGGUGAGUUAAAUUUAAAAUGUCUAUCAGAUAUAAUGUGGUACAGAAUCUUAUAUUUAUGUCACAACCUGAGUUCUUAAGACGUGAUUUAUGGCUCACAUGCCACAACGAUUUUGGUCAGUCAGCCAAGAGAUCCAAUUUGUACAUAUAGGUAGUGUUCAUCUAUGUAGCACUAGAAAGCCUCCUUUAACACGGCCAAAAGAAAAAGCAAGAAACAAUGAGUGCUCAAGACUAAAAGAAUAUCUCUGAGUAAAAACAAGUGAUACGCCAUGAGUCAUGAAAAAGCCAAAUGAAUAAUUUAAAAACUGAAGAAUGCGAAAAAUUAUUCAGUCCUGUAUUUUUCCACUCAGAAGUGACUGUAAAUCAGAUACAUUUAAAUAAUAUAAUAAUGUUAAAUUAUUAAUUAAUUUAUAAUGUUAAACAAUAUUUUAUACUAAGGGGAUAACUGCACAUGGAAAUAAGGAGAAUUUCAGGACAUGUUAAGUGUGGUGUUACUUCUAUUUGUGAACAUCUUGAUUAAGCUUGAACUCUGCCUCUUUUAAAUUAUCCGCAGUUAGCUGUGUUCAUUGGUUUGUUUUAACUAGCAGGCUGUGCGUCCAUUUCAUAUUACAAUACAUUAUUAAUAGCUGGCCAGCACACAACUAACAAUGUUGAAAUUAUGAAGUCCUGUAUAUCUUGUAAAAGCAUGAAGCAAAACUGUCAGUCAUUCAUAAUGCUUAAAACUUUACAAAAACUACACAUAGGCUACGAAUAUGCAGACUGCUGCUCUAGAAAUUCUGCAGCACUGAAAUACAGCACCUGAAGACAGCCUAUAGGGCCCGUAUUUUGCUGCAGACGUUUACUUAGAUGCUUUUGUUUGUAACACAAGUCGGGUUAACAAACAUAUUUAAAUGUAUUCUCUAAAAAGCAUCUAUGCACGGGGCCAGGCCUUUUUGAACCGAUUUUUGCAUUUUUGGCCAAAAUGGGUGCAUAGAAACCAAAUUUUCUCUUGACAACUUGUGCAACACAUUUUAAGGAAAAAAUACACACAGAAUAUGAUGUAAGUUUCAUGCACUACUAUUACCACUUGAUAGAAAGCGGUUCACAUGAAGGAAUAUUGUAAUUCAGCGUAGUCAGGUGCAGAGAUUGUGGCUUCUAAGUAAAAGUUUUGUCUGCAUGUCGUAAAUGUGAAAAUGCUCCUUUGUAUCAAUCUAAAUUUUGACAAUCAAAACUAAAUUGCGUUUGUUGUGGGAAACUGUUCAGCUGUCCCUUGGGUCAUGCUGGUUUAAGGUUAAAUAAGGUCUAGCAUUGUUGCUUAUGUCACAUUUCAGUUGACCAGGUAUUUGUGUUGUGUUGAUUUUGCCCCCCAGUGGGGUUGACUUUCUCUUAGCCAUUCUUUUAAUGCUACUUUUUAGACAAUCAAUUUAAAGGCAAAAUGUUUGAGUCAUUAAAAAUCUGUGCCGUGCAUAAUCUAUGUAUGUAAAGAUGUUCCCAAACCUUGCAACAGUUUCAAGUUAUAAAAGUUACAGAAUUGAAACUGGGGAGGUGGUUCACUAAGCACAGUUUCGAUGAUCAGUUUGUUCAUGCAGGUCUCCGUAGCAUGUAGCCUGCUUAGAUGUCAGUGAAGUUCAGACCCUACUAGACGAGUGCACACAUAAACACACUUUGUUUGUAAAAAUCCCUCACAGGAGCUUUAACAUAAUGAAACUGAGGAGCCUAAGGUGUGACUUUGAACAAGAAGUAAAGGGUGAAAAUUCUGGCCGAAUAACCUGUAGACACAUUCAUACUUGGACUUUUGGAGAAGUCCAUUAAUCUCUAAACGCUUCUGAAAAUCUUAUUUCAGAGGAGGAAUCCGAAGAGGAGGCCCCCCCACCCAAAAAGACCCCUGCUAAAGCAACACCUGCUAAACCUGCAGCCAAGGCAGCCCCUGCAAAGGCUGAGGAAUCAGAUGAUGAUGAUGAUGAUGGUAAGAAGUUUCCUUAAAUCUUUUUAAAAUUGUAAUAGCCUGUGUUGAUAAAACACACCCUCCAUUUCUUGGCAUACUUGAGGUUGUGAAGUACUCUUGUGUGUAAUGUACGGAGGAAGAGAGAAUGCAGCGCUAUGUCUUCGGUGCCGGUGUGUAUUAUCGUCUGCCGGUUCUAUCCUCAAUCGCUGUGACAUAGUUUUGUUGUAGCUUCCUUAAGAGGACACAAAGAUUAUUCUCAUUUCUGUCACUCAUUGAAACUCAUGAUUUAAUGUCUUACAUAGAAGAGUCCGAAGAAGAGGCCCCUCCUCCCAAGAAAGCAGCCAAGCCCGCUGCGAAGGCCGCUGCGAAGGCCCCCGCAAAGGCCGCACCUGCAGAAGAGUCCUCUGACGAAGAUGAAGACGAUGAUGAAUCAGAAGAAGAGGCCCCACCUCCCAAAAAAGCUGCCCCAGCUAAAGCAGCGGCCAAACCAGCUGCGAAGGCUGCCAAAGCUGCCAAAGAGGAGUCCGAGGAUGAAGACGAUGAUGACGAAGAUGGUGAGGCUUGAUCAGUGUUUGUAGGAUUGUCUGUUUUUUGAUAGUAAGCUAAUUUCUAUGUAUGAUGAUCAACAAGGGACUUAAUACUGAUUCGUAUGAUGUCACCUGUUUUAUUGAUCUGAUAUUAGACGAGCAGCAGCUCUUGGUCAGAAUUUGGUCACAUGACUCCCAUAACUUACAAUAUUUGUGACUCGUAGAAUCAGAAGAAGAGAUGGACACGACUCCGGCUCCAGCAAAGGCAAAGAAGGCCGGCAUGGUGAAGGCCAAGGAAGAGUCUGAGGAGGAGGAGGAUGACGACGAUGAUGAUGACGAUGAGGAGGAUGAUGAGGAUGGUGAGUAAAGAAGACUUAGAUUUUGAUUCAUUACACAAUUGUUCUAUAUGGUUACACAGUUCACUGCGGUUUCUGAAGAAAGGCAGUUUUAAUAAUGAACUUAAUAUAUCAGUACCGACAGUCACAGCGACGAUUCUGCUCGGUUAGCUGAGCUGGACGGAGGCCAUGUUGAAGAAAACUGGACAAACAAAACCAUCUGUUUUCAUGUUUCUGCCUCCUCUGCACAGCUCUAGUCCUUCCUCCAAACCUCUUCAUGAGCGGCUCCACUAAACGUUAUCAGUUUAAAUAUGGACAGUUAAUAUGACACAAGAAGAAAGAGAGGAAUAAAGAUUGUUGACUUGUUUGUACCAUAAUUAAGAUACGUUUCAUUCACUGGCCUCGUCUGUUAAACAUAAUUUAAAACUCCUGUUUCAACAGACGCCCCAGUGACUCCUGGGAAGAGGAAGGCAGAGACCAAAAAGGACACGCCUCCUGCCAAGAAGGCCAAGGCAGAAGGCGAUGGUGAGGAUUUAUACCCUGAGACCACUGUGUUGAUUUUGGUUUGCUUUUAUGAUGAUCAACAAGGGACUUAAUACUGAUGUGUGAUGUCACCUUUUUAAUGCUCUGAACACGUCUGGAUUGAUGGUUGCGAUCAACCUUUUUUUUUUCCAUCUAAAAUAAUCUCUUGAAAUGUUUUGUCUUAGGGUUCUGUCUGUUUGUUGGGAACUUGAACUCCACCAAAGACUUUGAGGAAAUCAAAGGGUCUCUGAGGAAAUUCUUCACCAAGAACAACCUUGAGGUCGUCGAUGUCCGGUUAGGUGGAUCCAAGUAAGUCUUGGAUCGAAAAAUAAGAAAUCUGUUUUUUCCAUUUACUGGAAAAUCCUCUAAAUGAACCAGGAAUACAGCUUGAUAAAUAUAUCUGCUGUUUUUCUUUCUUAAGUGGGAAUGUCUCAACUGUUUUGAUGUCUGACUUACUUCAACAGGAAGUUUGGCUACGUGGACUUUGCAUCUGAGGAGGACAUGCAAAAGGCACUUGAGCUGAAUGGCAAGAAGAUCAUGGGUCAGGAGGUGAAGUUGGACAGGGCCCGCAGCAAAGACAGCUCACAGGAGGGCAAGAAAGGUAAACACCGCCACCAUUGUGGAAUCUUUGGCACAAACACUUAAGGCAAACCCUCCAUUUCUUGGCAUACUUGAGGUUGUGAAGUACUCAUGUGUGUAAUGUACGGAGGAAGAGAGAAUGCAGCGCUAUGUCUUCGGUGCCGGUGUGUAUUGUUGUCUGCCGGUUCUAUCCUCAAUCGCUCCGACACUCCUGCCUUAUGCGGUUUUUAAAGUUUAAGGGAAAAUUAACAAAAACUGUGAAAUAACCCUUUUCGGCUUUGGCUGUAAAUGCUGGUUGUGAUUCCUUUGCUGAUGCUGACCUUUGCCCCACAGAGAGAGACGCACGGACUUUGUUCGUAAAGAACCUCCCCUUCUCUGCGACCGUCGAUGACCUGAGAGAAAUCUUUGAAGAUGCAGUCGAUGUCCGGGUACCUCCGGGCCAGAACGGUUCAAACAGAGGGUAAGAACGAGCUCGGACAUGUCGUAGCAGCCACAGCUUUGCCUGGACACAUGACACCAGGAAACAAAGACAGACUCUUGUGAACCCUGGGUAACGGACUGCAUGUUUUUCUGGAGAUCUAACAGUUUUUCCUUUUUGGCAGCAUCGCCUACAUCGAGUUCAAAACUGAAGCUGAAGCAGAGAAGAUGCUGGAGGAGGCUCAGGGAGCUGACGUGCAGGGGAGGUCCAUCAUGGUCGACUAUGUCGGAGAAAAGAGCCAGAAAGGGGCGAAAAUGUCAGGUAAGACAUGAUGUUUGAAAUAUUUAUAAUGUUCAUUGUUAAUCUCUGGAUGUUGAACAUUGAAACAAGCGAUCUUUUUGGUUCUUAUGGACACUUCAAUUUUGUUUUUUAAGAUUAGAUCAUGACAGCUCUGAGGAACUAAAUGAAAUGAUAUAGUAAUUGUACCAAUCUGUGGUAUGACCAAGAUAAUAAAGUUGAGGAAAAAAUACAGCGCAGUCUUUGGGUUCUCUCUCUCAUCUUUCACUUUCCUCUUUCAGCAGCGCCGUCCGGAGCAGCCAGUAAAACACUGGUGGUGAAUAAUUUAGCUUUCAGUGCCACAGAGGAAGUCCUACAAUCCACAUUCGAGAAAGCUGUGUCUAUCAGGAUCCCACAGAGAGACGGCAGACCUAAAGGGUGAGUGUCUGUUUAUCUUAUCAUCCUACAGACUUAAACAUCAGAGUGCCUCACCUUCUCAUGAGCUCCUCUUAAUCCUCCCCGUGAUUCUGCAUGGAUUCGCACGAGAAGCAGAGCAAACACACAGUCAGAACAGGCUCGCCCUGCACUCAUACGGGUGCUGCCCAUGUCUGCUGUGCAACAUGUUGAUAUGUGAUAGCAUUUGGCAAGAAAGGUCAGCAAGGCCUGUUUAAUUUAUAGAGGAUUGUUGAGUGUUUUAUUUGUACCUCUUAUCAAUGUUAGGGCUCAGACUCAGUCAUUCUCUAAUAGUCUUCUUCUGUCCUCAGUUUUGCUUUUGUGGAGUUUGAGAGCACAGAUGAUGCUAAAGACGCCCUGGACAACCUCAAUAACACAGACAUCGAAGGCCGGUCAAUCCGACUGGAGUACAGCCAGAACAGCGGUGGAAGAGACGGGGGCAGGGGAAACUCAGGUAGGUCCUCAGACGAAGCUGAGACUAGAUCACGGUCUUUGUUUUAUGAAUGUUUCUGAGAGGGUGAGCACGGCCAGACAUGAUGAAAACUUGAUCUCCUGAAACUCUGUGAGGAAUCCAAGAUAGUCAAGUCCUGAUCUGACCUCUGAACUCAGUCAUGGAGCACCUGCAUUCGCCCAGAUAGAUAACCAGCGUAGAUAAACUGUUAAUGAUUUCUUGUCUUUGCCCCCAGGUCCAACAAAAACCCUCUUUGUCAAGGGUCUCUCUGAGGACACAACAGAUCAGACCCUCAAGGACGCAUUCGAGGGCGCCGCAGCAGCCAGGAUAGUCACAGACAGAGAAACAGGGUCCUCUAAAGGGUAAGUCUGUGAGGAGUUAAGUUGUCCUGUUCAUGUGACGGUAAACAAACCGGUGUAAGAAGUAGAGUAAACUAAAAAGCCAUGAAAUUCAGUGCACUUCUUUUAUCGAGGUAGACUAAACUCUUCUCCCCGCUGUCCCCCGUAGCUUCGGUUUCGUAGACUUUGACAACGAGGAUGACUGCAAGGCGGCAAAGGAGGCCAUGGAGGACGGCGAGAUCGACGGCUACAAGGUCACCCUGGACUACGCCAAGCCCAAGGGUGAGGGCGGCUUCCGUGGAGGUCGAGGUGGUGGCGGAUUUGGUUUCGGCGGCCGUGGUGGCGGCGGCAGAGGGGGCCGCGGUGGUUUCGGCGGCUUCGGUGGUCGUGGUGGUGGCAGAGGAGGCGGGCGCGGAGGUCCUCGUGGAGGUGGCCGUGGGCGUGGUGGCCCUGGAGGUAAAGCGUUUGUAUAGUUAAAGUUAUAGUUCAUGUUUUAUCUUCUGUAGUCAAAUAAAAUGGAGAAAUAAGUCUCAUCUUUGAUACACAACUGUUUUACUUGGAUUUCUUAGGAGUCCUCACUCUGUUAAAGUUUAAACUGGAGUAUUUUGAAGAUGGGAGUGUGAACAUGUCAUCCUGCAGGCACGUGAACUCAAGUUGCUUUCUUUCGUUUCAGGACGAGGUGGUGGAGGAUUUGGAGCCAAACCCCAGGGGAAGAAAAUCAAGUUUGAUGACUAAAUCUUAGUCUGUUUUAUUUUUCGAAUGGACUCUGGUUUCAUCAAUUUUCAGAGCUUUUGGACAUUCCAGAAAGCGUCAUUGAUAUAUAUUUAACUGUUAAUGGGCAUUUUAGCCCUUUAUUUAGGCCCUUCGAACCUUCCCCCUCCCUCUUGUGCCAGACUGGUACUUCUGACCCUCUCAGCUCAAGUGCUACAUGUUAGCACUGAAUGUUCCUUAAAGCAGACCUGCACCUCUCACUCUCAUUAGCUUACUUGCUCUCCCGAAGGAGUCAAAUGGAAUGGGUCUGGCAAACAAGUUUGCUGUGAAAAAAUCCGCUAAGUCUUUGUCAGAUACAGUGUGUAAAUUUAAACAGUUUGUAUGAUUUUCAUUUUACCUUUUGUAAAAAAAAAUUACACUUGUAUCCAUAUGUUUUUGUUUUUAUUUUGUUUGUCGUUUAGUUUGCUUUAGGUGCCAAGUUUUACUGUAAUGUGCAAAGCAUAUUUUGAUAGAUUUGAGUCAGUGCUCUAGAGGUGGAUGUAAAGAAAAUGGCAAAGUUGUUCUGUCAUGUUGGUUUCGAUGGGGCACAGUCAGUGUCUGAGUCACAGAGGAUUAAACACCUCUUGUUCUAUGUAACAUAUAUUUGUAGUGCAUUGACUAAUUUUGUCCCAUCUAAGAAUCCCAAGAUUUUCACGGUCGAAAAAUAAAAUCUUGUAGGUGGUGAUUUUUAAAUGUCUGUCCUCAUUGCAC